CAAACAAACCAACCAUCAGUAUUCACCGUCUAAUGACAACCACUUGAAUCCCCCUCAUGAAAUUGAAAUACAAAGCUUAAUUUAAGCCAUGCAUUAAAAACAUCCCACAUUCACUUUAACCUUGUACACUACUAUUACACUGCCGGAAAAAAAUCAUGGCCACCGUCACGACGCAAGCCUCUGCCGCUGUUUUCCGGCCAUGUGCAUCGAAAACACGGUUCCUUACUGGUUCUUCCGGUAAGUUAAACCGAGACGUUUCAUUUAAACCAGUGGCUGCUACAUCGACUAGCUCAUUCAAAGUUGAAGCAAAGAAAGGGGAGUGGUUACCUGGUCUUCCUUCACCAGCUUACCUGAAUGGCAGUCUUCCAGGUGAUAAUGGCUUUGAUCCUCUUGGAUUGGCUGAGGACCCUGAGAACUUAAGAUGGUAUGUACAAGCUGAGCUCGUGAAUGGACGUUGGGCUAUGUUGGGUGUUGCAGGGAUGCUUCUGCCCGAAGUUUUCACUAAGAUUGGGAUAAUUAACGCUCCUCAAUGGUAUGAUGCCGGUAAAGCCGAAUACUUCGCAUCGUCCUCGACCUUGUUUGUUAUCGAGUUCAUUUUGUUCCACUAUGUGGAGAUCAGAAGGUGGCAAGACAUCAAGAACCCUGGUUGUGUGAACCAGGACCCUAUCUUCAAGCAAUACAGCUUGCCCCCUCAUGAGUGUGGUUACCCUGGUAGCAUUUUCAACCCCCUCAACUUUGCCCCGACACUUGAAGCCAAGGAAAAGGAGCUUGCCAAUGGGAGAUUGGCAAUGUUGGCAUUCUUGGGGUUUGUAGUUCAACACAAUGUGACUGGGAAGGGGCCAUUUGAGAACCUGUUGCAGCAUCUAUCAGAUCCAUGGCACAACACCAUCAUCAACACAAUCAGAGGUUACUAAUAAAUGGGUUUGAAGUUUGGAGGAGAUGUAGCUUAAUGUUCCUAUAUUUUGUAAAGCUUUGAGUGAAUGCUUUUUCGAAAGCAUAUUCAAUGUAAAACAAGGAACUUCUAAUGUACAGUGGAACUUCAGAUUGCAUCUAUAUAUAUAA
Molecule: messenger RNA, 1062 nt
Organism: Gossypium arboreum
Lineage: Eukaryota; Viridiplantae; Streptophyta; Magnoliopsida; Malvales; Malvaceae
Product: chlorophyll a-b binding protein 4, chloroplastic
Exons: 3
Coding region: 156-914 (252 amino acids)
Biological process (GO): photosynthesis, light harvesting in photosystem I; response to light stimulus
Cellular component (GO): membrane
Source: RefSeq, a predicted model, not a curated record